AGUCAGAGCGAGUUGUCGAUCAACGCGCGACAACGAGCAUGUAAGUUAUCGGCCAAAAAAGUCAAAAAGUUGUUCUUAGUUUCGAUACGAUAUAUUUCAUCAUCGGUAUGGCAACUUUGCCGCUUUUACCAGGAUAUACUUUUCGAGACGUUACUGUAAAAUUGUGUGUGGGCUAUCGGUUUCAUAUUUUGAGGGGUAUAGUUUUCCAAAUUGGUACUUUGAUAGCUAAUGAGGACGUAUUGAACUUGUCAUCGUUUCAUAAGGUCAAGGAUUACAAAUUGCCCCAUAAGCUCGACGUUUUAAAUGGCUUUCCUGUGGUGCGCGAUACUAAUUACGGCAUCGGAAGGAGACUGACGGACGCAGCAUCCGUUCGAUACGUUAAGGGUUUAGAUCCUGUGGAAUAUGAUAUACGAUCGAUUUACGGUCGGGUGCCUUGCUACGUGUAUCAUCAAUUUGUGCCUCAUUACGCGUUGUUCGCGCAAAAGUGCCUUCGCUUCAAAGCCUUCUUCCGUCAAGGAGUCUUCAAUUCUCCGAACGAGCAUUAUCGAGUUCGCCACGUAGACAUCAUUUACUAUUUGGAAGACGAUACGCUUUGCGUGAUAGAGCCCGUGGUGAAGAACGCUGGUUUCCGGCAAGGCAAGCUGGUGAAACGCGAUAAGAUCCUGAAGAAUGUCAAAGGGGAUCUGUUUGCCUGGAAAGAUUUCAAUGUCGGAAUCGAUAUUUGCAUUUACGGUGUGGUUUAUCACAUCGUCGAUUGUGACCCGUUCACCAGAGAGUUCCUGACGAGUCAAGGUAUCGACGUUGGUGAAAAGGAGAGUCUUCCCACGGAUCCUUACACAGAGCAGCGCGACGCCAAAUGCAGGAUCGCACCAUUGGGGGUGACACGAGUGAUGAAUGAUGAUCCCAGACGACGCUUCCUAGAAUACGAUGGUAUGGUGUUGUCAUUUGACGCUAGCUGGAACGGUGAUCGCUAUCGAGUGAUGUAUUUCCUGAUGGACGACACUGUGGCGAUUCGCGAGAUUCAUGAACCCAAUGAUGGCAAAGACCCCGUGACGAUGCUGCUGAAGCGAAUGCGCGUUCCCAAGAACUGGCAGAAUCUACCGUCUUGGCAUCCGAGUAUCUACAUGGAAUAUGGAGAUCCCGAGAUCGUGGAAUACUGCACGCCGCAAGAUUUUAGAGUAGGCGAAACGAUCCUCCUAUUCGGACGACGCUUCUUGCUGCACGACUGCGACGUUUUUACGCGUAAAUAUUACUCCGACAUGCUGGGCACACCGCAGCCAGACGCGAUUCCAAUUUCUACGAGUGUGGAAAGACCAGCACGGAAGUACGAGAUACCGCCGCAUAUCAAGUUCGGCAGCCCCGAAGAUACGUACGCCAGCUGUUUGUCGUUCGUACCGAAGCCACCCAAGAAGGACGUCAUUCGCCAGUUGGCGAAUUUUCCGAAAAAGUUGCGCUAUUCCGCGCGAAUGGAUGCGGUGCACCCGGAAGAUGAGGAUCGCCACUUUGUGCUGGAGUACAGCCUGAGCAACGGCACCAUUCAAAUCAAUGAAAUCGAAAAACGUAAUUCUGGCCGUCGCGAGGGUUGCUUCCUAUCUUCCAGGUUAAUUCCGAAGCCGUGCACGGAGAGGGACAACCCGGAAUAUUAUACGCCGCAGGAUUUUUUCAUCGGCGUGCGCAUCAACGUGUUCAAUCAUCGUUUCAUCAUUACCGGUGCUGAUUUAUUCGUCUAUCGCUAUGUCGAGGCAAACGGUGAUAAAUUCUGCCAGGAAGUUCGAGAGAAUCUCCGAAAUUAUUUUCUACAGCAAGGUAUGCUACAGGACGACAUAGACAUUGAAGCUAGAAAGAUGCAAGAGCUAGAGGAUGAACGAAAGCUUUUCGCGGAUGAUGUAAUAAGAAACAUCCAAGAUGAUACUAAUGCGAGCAAAUGUAGCGACAAAAAAUUUGAUAUGACUGGUCAGAAAGAACUGACAAUGGUUUAAUUAAUCAAUCAACGCAUAAAUUUAUCGGCGUUUUCAAUACCGAUCCAUCAUUCGAUUCAAACCUAUGAGGUUUGCUAAUAAAUCUUACAAGCAAUUCUUUUUUCGUCCUUUAUAAAAAUAGCACUGCCUUAUAUACAGAGUAACCUGAAUAAUAUUGACAAAAAUUAGUUUCGUUGAAACAAAUUUAAAAUUGAUUUCUCUUUGAUCAAAAGCAGAAUGCUGGAUUACUGGAUUAUUAAUAAUUUUUAAAUUGAGUGUCAAAUGAAAUUAAAUGAAAAACGUGUUAAAAAUUCGAUUUUUUUUUUUUUUAAUAUUAAUUUCAUGUACAUUUUUAUAAAAUUUAAAAAUUAAUUUUAAAUAUCAAAGAAGGAGCAUCUACUCAACUUGUAACGUCAGAGUCUGUUCUCGUAUUGAUCAAGGAAAUCGGUUAUAUUAUUCAGUAUCACUCACAAUAUAACAUUGCCAUCGUUGCAGAGACUGUUUAUCAUCUAAUGAAAAAACAGAGAUGCGUUUAACAGUAAGAAUAUCUCAUGAAAUGGUACAAUAAUAAUGAUCGUCGUCAUCGUGUACAUUACAGUAGAUUAAUUGUAAUAUUAUUUCACUUUUCGUUAUAUUAUUCUCAACUCAUUUCUCUGUAGUCCAUGAAUAAUAUAAUAAUAGAUGAUAUAUUCGCAAUACAGAUAUAGAA
Solenopsis invicta (red fire ant) is the source of this 2667-nucleotide messenger RNA. Its product is annotated as EF-hand domain-containing protein 1. Gene Ontology annotation, molecular function: alpha-tubulin binding. Bases 108 to 1979 code for a protein of 623 amino acids. Gene Ontology annotation, biological process: mitotic spindle organization; cilium-dependent cell motility; mitotic cytokinesis. The record is from RefSeq and is a predicted model, not a curated record. Gene Ontology annotation, cellular component: mitotic spindle; axoneme. The transcript has 5 exons. NCBI's taxonomy places the organism in Eukaryota, Metazoa, Arthropoda, Insecta, Hymenoptera, Formicidae.